Molecule: messenger RNA, 1830 nt
Organism: Dracunculus medinensis (Guinea worm)
Lineage: Eukaryota; Metazoa; Nematoda; Chromadorea; Rhabditida; Dracunculidae
Source: the annotation of a GenBank genome assembly
AUGCAAGCUUGUUUUACAACUUAUGAAGCCAUAUUUAUUUUCAUACUAAUUAUCAAAAAACAGAAUUGCUCAAUUCGGAGGACUCAUCCAAUUGAAUUAACGAUUGAUUCUGGUUCGAUUCGUGGCGAAUAUUUGACUAUUGGUGCAAACGACUUUGCAGUUUUUAAAGGCAUACCUUAUGCAGCACCACCAGUCGGCUCUCUUCGUUUUCAAAUUCCAGAAUCACCAGCGAAAUGGAGAGGUGUAAUGAAUGCAACACAAUAUUCAGCAAUGUGCGCUCAAAAUCCGAGAACACGCAACACGGAUCCAGCUAAUCUUUAUCGUAUACAUAUAUCGGAGGAUUGCCUCUACCUCAAUGUCUUUGCUCCACCACAAUUCACUAAUGACACAUAUCCGGUGAUAGUUUGGAUCCAUGGAGGAGACUUUCAAUCGGGAUCGAGCUCUGAUUAUCCACAAGAGGCUAUUCUUAAUAAUUUUGUUUCAAGAAAAGUUGUUUUCAUAUCGCUGAAUUAUAGGCUUGGUCCAUUAGGUUUUAUUUCAACUGGCGACAGCAUUAUUCCAGGCAAUAAUGGAUUAUGGGACCAAAUCUUGGCUCUCAAGUGGGUUAAGAUUAACGCGCAUGUUUUUGGUGGCGAUCCAGAAAAUAUUCUUUUAAUGGGCCAUGGAAGUGGAGCUUCAUGUGCUUCAUUGCUCGCUCUUUCACCACGAGCUGAAGGGCUUUUCCAAAAAGUCGCAUUGUUAAGCGGUACAGCUCUAUCCCCAGGGAUUGUCCGUGACACUGCCAUCAAUGCAACUUGGGCACUUGAUCGUAAGCUUCAUUGUAGAUCAUUUAAUUCAAGUGAACUACUCGACUGUUUCAGAAAACAGCUUAAAGAUGAAAUUCUUGACGCGAAGAGGACAUUUUAUGACGAUUAUGAAGAAUUCGUUCCAAUCGUUGAUGGAAUUGGUGGUGUGCUCCCAGAAUCACCUGAGAUGCUUGCAACAUACCGACGCAAAAUGCCUUUAAUGGUUGGAACGACUCGAGAUGAAAGUUCAUUAAAAAUAGCUAUUCUUAAUGAGAAAAAUGUGAAUCUGAGCGCUUUAAAUCGCGAAGUUGCUGAGCAAUUGGCUGAAAAUUUAACAGCUACAUAUUCCGGAUUUACCAAUCAUUAUUUAAUUGGUGAGGCAUGCAAACAUGAAUAUAUAUGGUCGAAAAUAGAUCCUGCUAUGGACUCAUCCAUACUUUAUAAUUCAGUUCUGGAUAUGUUUUCGCACUUUUGGUACGAUGCUCCGGCUUCAAGAUUAGCCACCUAUUAUGCUAAAGGUGGUGCUCCUGUGUACUUAUAUUCCUUUGAUCACAUAAGCGAGAAUUUUGAAUAUGAUCGUGCUUUCCAUGGAAGUGAUGAAAUUUUUCUAUUCGACAUCGAGCCACGAUUUUUAGUAAAGAGGCGUGAUCGCAACUGGCAACUGGACAGAAGGCUAACAGAAAUAUUCGCUGAUCUUAUAAUCAAUUUUGCUAAAUCAGGAAGACCGACGCCUGAUUCAUCAGAAUUCGCAUUCAACUGGACACAUAUGGAUGCAAAAAGAUUGAAUUAUCUAUCCAUAACUGAUAGCCCACAAAUGGACAUUGGUUUCAGGUGGCAAGGCCAUGUUUUCUGGAACUGGUAUGCACGACAUUUAGAUUCAGUUGACGUUGGAAAUCUUCAUCGAAUCGCACAACUUGAUAAACAAUUAGGCGAUUAUCAGCUGGCAACAUGGAUGCUUCUCUUUUGCGCACUCUUCUUCUUCGCUAUUCUUGUCGGUUUAGCAUGUUACUGCACUCGAAAAGAAUCUGAUGAAGACGAUUUGUGA